AUUCUCAAAACCAAAAUAAACACUAUUCAAUUUUAAUUUAGCUUAAAUAAUUUUUAUACCAAGUUUCAAAUAGUUAUUAAUUUAUUAAAUUAUGUGGCAUGCAAUAAAAAAUAAUAAUGAACAAAAUUUCUUCUUCAAAUGUUCUUUCGAAGAAGACACCUUCAAAUAUUAUUUAUACAAUCUCAAAGAGAUUUGGUCUGAAAAUUGUAACAUCAGCGAAAUUAUUCAAAGAUCAAAGAACUUAAACAAACGAAUCCACUAUGACAAAGAAACAGUCAUCAGCACUCUUAAAUCAGCCAAACCAACAACAGUGUCCAUUGAAGCUACUGACUAUGGCAAUAAUGUGAUUCUCAAAUAUCACAUUAUGGAGCGUCCAUUCAACUUUGAAUGGAAUCUUACAAUUCUUCAUAAAGAUGAGUUCCAAAAGAUAAUCACGAAUCCACUUUUUAUGUCAAUUCAUUAUUUGGCAGAACAAAUCAAGGAACUGAAAAAUACCAUCAAGAAGAAAGAUCUUGAAAUAAAACAGUACAUUGCUGAAGGCGCUGUUUUAGAAAGAAAGACGGUAGCUACGGAAGAAUUUGAUGAAGAUGUCUUUGACAAUCGUUACUCUCACAUCAAUGCAUUUUCCAAAGAUUUUUUGGAAAUAUCUGAAAGUAUCAAAGAACAGAUUCCUCUGCCAAAAGUAAGCCUUUCAACAGAAAACAGCAAGGAGACAACUAAACGGGCUUCAACGUUUACUGCGAGAGAAAAAACUAAGAAGAGCCCAAAUAAGAAACGAAAACUUUUGGAAAAUCGCCGUCAGCAAAUGUUGAGCAUAGCCAAGUCUAAGCACAAUGAUACAAUGGAAUUCGAAUCUAGUCAGAGUCAAAGCAUGAGUCAAUCUCCACCAAAAGAUGAAUUGGCUGAGAUUUAUAAAUCGCUUGAAGAGUUGAAUGCAAAACGACUCGCAUCAACAUCCGUGGAAUUGGGAAAAGAUGAUUCAUUUUAGAUAGUUUGCAUGUUGUGAUAAAUUAAAUAUAAUUUAAAAGUUAAAUAGAGCUUUAAUUCAAUUUCAAAAAUUAUAUAAUUAUUUAAAAAAAAAAUUA
Messenger RNA from Episyrphus balteatus (marmalade hoverfly), 1085 nucleotides. RefSeq names its product non-homologous end-joining factor 1-like. The record is from RefSeq and is a predicted model, not a curated record. The coding region runs from base 92 to 988 and encodes 298 amino acids. NCBI's taxonomy places the organism in Eukaryota, Metazoa, Arthropoda, Insecta, Diptera, Syrphidae. Gene Ontology annotation, cellular component: DNA ligase IV complex; nucleus. The transcript has 5 exons. Gene Ontology annotation, molecular function: DNA end binding. Gene Ontology annotation, biological process: double-strand break repair via nonhomologous end joining.